CUGUUCUUCAAUAUUGUCACUCCAAAGCAACCUUUCACAACAUAUACAAAGUACCUGAGUCAGGGGUGUAAGUAACGAUCUCAAGGUAAGAUUGCUAGCGCGGUCCUUUCCGGCACCGCUGAUCCUUGUAAUUUCUCCAUUUCCUCGAGCCUCGGUUGGUCAUUGCAGGUACAAACGCGAAAAGAUGCGCAUGAUUAUCAUUUAAUAUUUGCAUUUCCUUUCAUUUCAGAUCUCCGACCUUGCUAUCUAGAAUAAUAUUCCUUUACUUUUUGAAACAGUUGGUCCAAGUUUGUGAAAAUCGCAUUUCCUGGCCGAGAAUCAAGUCAUUGAUUUAUAACAUUGGGCUGGGACAUUUUAUGCUGAAUAGAUGAGAGAGGGAGGAACGCUCUGGAGAUAAGAUGGCGGAUUCUGUGGGUAAGUAAUGCGCUGUCGGUUCCUGAUGACGAUACAUAUCUACCCUAUCCUACCAAGUCUGCCCUGAACUGCUGCAGAGAUUCCCAAUUGUACAAGUCUGACUCUGCCCAAAAUGCCAGACCGAGUAUUCGUCCACGCGCUCAACACAGUAAAAAAGAUACCCAAGACUGGAGCAUCGCGGCCGCCUCCUGCAGAUCGAUUACGUCUCUAUGGAUUAUACAAACAGGCUAUGGAGGGGGAUGUGGAUGGUGUCAUGAUGCGGCCGAGUUCUAGGGGCGAGGGUGAAGAUGGGGAGGCGGGACUACAGGGAGAAGAAUUAAAGAGGGAAAGGGAUAAAUGGGAUGCGUGGGAUGCGCAGAGAGGGGUCAGUAGAACAGAAGCGAAGAGGAGGUAUAUUGAAGCGUUGAUUGAUACUAUGCACAAGUAUGCCAGUACUACUGCAGAUGCGAGAGAAUUGGUUGCGGAAUUAGAGUUUGUCUGGGAUCAAAUCAAAAAUAAUACUCCAUCAUCCACGGGAUCUUCGCCCGGUCAUCGCGUGCCAUCGUAUACGACUCAACCGAGACAAUUUCUAGAACCAGUGUCAGGGACCGACGGCGCAAUGAGAGUAUUGAGUCCAAUGAGCCAGGACGAUGAGGCGGAAAGGGAAUCUGAGAGACGAUUAGGACGCAAUGGUGAAGAUGAAGAGGUAUAUACCGACGGCAAAAACAACAAGACGAAAUGGAGGAAGAGUGUGGAACAAGCGCUAGUGAAAAUGACAGCUGAGAUCGCAGCAUUGAGAGAGCAGAUUGCUACGGGAAGAGAAUACCAGGGCAAAAAGUCAAGGUCUCCAAGAAAAUGGCUGGCUUGGUUUAUAUGGAUCGCCAUCAAACACUUUCUGGUGGACAUGGCGCUAUUAGGUCUCAUUCUAUUAUGGAUGAGACGAAAGAAGGACAGGAGAGUGGAGGAUCUCGUAAGAGAAGGACUGAGGAUUGGGAGGGAAUACGUGAGGAAAGUCUUACCCUCUCGGUGAUAAGAGAUCGAUAUUUGAAACCUAUAACUUAUAAUAACGACCAAGAGCGAAUACAAUUGUCGGACGUUCUCGCUUCACAUUGGACGACACAAUAUUCAGAAAUCGGUCAAAGACUCCUUAC
Molecule: messenger RNA, 1544 nt
Organism: Botrytis deweyae
Lineage: Eukaryota; Fungi; Ascomycota; Leotiomycetes; Helotiales; Sclerotiniaceae
Exons: 2
Coding region: 527-1423 (298 amino acids)
Biological process (GO): fatty acid metabolic process
Molecular function (GO): fatty-acyl-CoA binding
Source: RefSeq, a predicted model, not a curated record